Messenger RNA from Raphanus sativus (radish), 3237 nucleotides. Its product is annotated as G-type lectin S-receptor-like serine/threonine-protein kinase CES101. NCBI's taxonomy places the organism in Eukaryota, Viridiplantae, Streptophyta, Magnoliopsida, Brassicales, Brassicaceae. The transcript is spliced from 7 exons. The record is from RefSeq and is a predicted model, not a curated record. The coding region runs from base 186 to 3041 and encodes 951 amino acids. Gene Ontology annotation, biological process: protein phosphorylation. Gene Ontology annotation, molecular function: ATP binding; protein kinase activity.
UGCUAACAUCUUCAUUGCAAAGAAAUUCAAAAUCUGGCUCCCACUAGCGUGGACUUGGACUCUUGAUUAUUAGUUAGACUACUUUGACCUCUAUCAUUAAUUUAACAUUGCAUCUUAAGGACCAACUUUGUGAGAAAUCCAUUGCCAAUUUUUUUCCAUCUUGCAAGUUUCAAGUUCUUGAAACUAUGUGGGCACAUGGCACCUUGCUCACUUUUUUUACACUCUCUCUCUUGUUAGGAGAAUCAUGCUGUCAGACAGAUACUCUGCUUCAGGGGCACUACUUGAAAGACGGGCAAGAGCUGGUUUCGGCUUUCAAUAUCUUCAAGCUCAAGUUCUUCAACUUCAAGAACUCGACGGACUUGUAUCUUGGUGUUUGGUACAACAAUUUGUAUCUGAAUGAUAUCCAGGACAGGCCUGUCUGGAUUGCUAACCGUGACAAUCCGAUUCCAAGACGCCCUGGGAGCCUCACGGUUGACUCUCUUGGUAGAUUGAAGAUUUUAAGAGGAUCAUCAAGCCUGCUUAACUUAAGUUCUACGGAAACCACUGGAAACACAACCCUUAAAUUGUUGGAUUCUGGAAAUCUCCAGCUCCAGGAGAUGGGUUCUGGUGGAUCAACGAGGGUUUUGUGGCAGAGCUUUGAUUAUCCGACUGAUACUCUUCUCCCUGGGAUGAAACUCGGUUUCAAUGUCAAGACCAAGAAGAGAUGGGAGCUGAGAUCAGGGCUUAGUGAUACUUUACCUGCUUCUGGAUCUUUUGUCUUUGGGAUGGAUGCCAACAUAUCAAACCUAUUGACCAUCUUGUGGCGUGGAAAAAGGUAUUGGGCAAGUGGCCUCUGGUUUAAAGGUCGUUUUUCCUUGGAGGCGUUUAACAACUAUGAAUCCGUCUUCUCUUUUACCUCAACAGAGAGUGAACGCUACUUCAUGUUUUCAGUUGAUUCUGAAACAGUGUUUCCCACGAUAACGAUAGACCAACAUGGAGUUCUGCAUAUAAACAGGCUUGACAGAGAGCUAGCACAUGUCCGUUGCUCUCCUUUCACUUUGAGUAAAGAGGUCAGUUCCAGGGAUCGGUAUAGGCAAGGGUACAGCGAUGGGUAUAGGAAAGAGUACAGGGAUUGGUAUGAGAAAGAGAACGAGGAUCGGUAUAGGGAUCAGUAUGAGAGAGAGUACCCUGAUCAGUAUGGGGAAAAACCCAGAGGUUGGUAUGAAAAAAACUCCAGCGAUUGUUAUGGAAACAGUUCCAGGGAUUGUUUGCAGGCUGGUUGCACAGUUCCUGACAUGGCACAUGGGUUACUGAACUGCAAUCCCUUUCGUUCUACCUAUUUCGAACAGAGAGGACCAGCUUCACUAGGAAAUGGAACCGUGCUUAAUGAGACUGGUGGAAGAGGACUUAGUUCAGCUGAUUGCCAUGUUAUAUGUCUGCAAAACUGUUCUUGUGUUGCCUAUGCCUCAACCAAUGUGGAUGGUACAGGCUGCGAGAUAUGGACUGACCCUUGCAAGAUGUGGUAUACUGAUCCUGCCAACACCAGGUCGUCUUCUUCUCCUACUUCCAGAACUAUAUAUAUUCGUGAACAAGGUCCGACAUGUAUGCAAAGAGAUUCGGAAAAUUAUUUUCCGGGCUUGGGGGGAGACAGAAAGAAUGGAAAUCCAGUAGUUUGGCUAAUUGUUGGGGCAUCUCUGUUUCUAACCAUACUUGUGACUGUCUUCAUCAUCUAUCUUGUUCUGAGAAAAUAUAAACUAAAAGUAACUGAUAUAUUCCGCAAAACAUUCUACUUUUUACGUGGGAAAAUCAUUCAACUAAGCAAGGCCGCUUUUUACUUUUCAAGGAAGAAAAUCAUUCAACCAAGUAAGGCGGCGUUUAGCUAUCUAUGGAGAAAAAUCAUUCAACCAAUGAAUGGUUUCAUUGGGAGGAGGCUUCUAACACUGAGGUAUGGUUCAGCGGUAGACCGCGAAUUGUUACUGCGUGAACUGGGAAUUGAUAGGAGAGGCAGACACAGGAGAAGUGCAAGGAAGAAUAAUAAUGAACUUAAUAUUUUUAGCUUUGAGAGUGUAGCCUUGGCAACAGAUUACUUCUCUGAUGAGAACUUGCUCGGUGAAGGAGGUUUUGGUCCUGUCUAUAAGGGGAUGUUGAUAAGCGGGGAAGAAGUGGCUAUCAAGAGACUAUCAAUGGCAUCAGGGCAAGGACUAGUGGAGUUCAAGAACGAGGCCAUGCUUAUUGCAAAACUUCAACACACGAAUCUCGUUCAGUUGCUAGGAUGUUGCAUUGAGAAGGAUGAGAAAAUGUUGAUUUACGAAUACAUGCCCAACAAGGGCCUUGAUUACUUCUUGUUUGAUCCAUUGAGGAAAAAUGUUCUGGACUGGAGGCUGCGGUUUAGGAUCAUGGAAGGGAUCAUUCAAGGGCUUUUGUACCUUCACAAGUACUCGAGAUUGAAAGUAAUACACAGAGACAUCAAAGCCAGUAACAUUUUGCUGGACGAGGAUAUGAAUCCCAAGAUAUCGGAUUUUGGGAUGGCUCGGAUAUUUGGAGCCCAAGAAUCCAAAGCCAACACCAGAAGAGUUGCUGGAACAUUUGGCUAUAUGUCUCCUGAGUACUUCAGAGAAGGGCUAUUCUCGGCUAAGUCAGAUGUGUUCAGCUUUGGGGUUCUGAUGCUUGAAAUUAUUUGUGGAAGGAAGAACAAUAGCUUCCACCAUGAAUCAGAUGGACCUCUCAAUCUCAUAGUUCAUGUUUGGAAUCUGUUUAAAGAGAACCGAGUUGGCGAGGUGAUAGAUUCUUCUUUGGGAGAUUCUGCACUUGAGAACCCUCAAGUGUUGAGAUGCUUUCAAGUUGCUCUCUUGUGUGUACAGGAAAAGCCAGAAGACAGACCAAGUAUGUUAGAUGUUGUGUCCAUGAUAUACGGCGACGGAAACAAUGCUCUUUCUUUGCCUAAAGAGCCGGCUUUCUAUGAUGGUCCCCGGAGAAGCUCGCCAGAUACAGAAGUUGCGCAACAUGAGUCGGAUAAUGCAUCAGUAAAUAGAGUUACCAUCACGGUGAUGGAAGCAAGGUGAAACUACAGUCAUUGGUGUUGUAAUAAUUUAUUUAGUCAUUGGUGUUGUAAUAACUUAUUUAAACUCAGUUAAUGUUUGUAAGCUUAGCUUGCAUCUUCUUCUAUGCAUACAACGAUAAUAAAUCUCUAGAUAGAAUAUGUUCUCCCUCUGUUUCAGUUGAGAUGAAGUUUUAGAGAAUGUUUUGUGUUUCAAUUUA